UGGCUCGACUGUAAACUGACAGCAGAUAGAGAAGCAGCACGUUGCUGUGUUGUGAUGAUAAACUGAUACAUUGUUGCAGUUUGACUCACAGCUGAUCAGCUGAUCACUAACAGCAGAGCGGUGGAUCUGAUCGGAUCGGAUCUGAUGUGAUCUGGUCUGAGGUCUCCUGGUUGCCAUCCGUCACCACAACAACCGAUAUUUAUCUCUGCCAGGCUGGCAAAGACGUAGAACCAUGGCAUCACUAGCAGCAGCAGCAGAGCCGGGUCUAAAGCCUCAUGAACCGGGUAUAAGGCAUCAGAUACCGGGUCUAAAGCCGGUCUCCAUCCCGCUGGCCGACGCUUUAGUCCCGGCCAGUAUCUUCGCUCCGGACCGCGGAGGCUGCGGAUGCGGAGAGGACGCCGGAGAUGAGUGCUCUGAUGACGGGGAGCUGUUCAACGGAGAGCCCGAGGACCGAGGGGUCGACUUCACCAACAAGCUGGCACUUGUCAGCCCAAAUGGAGAGCAGUAUGACUCGUUACUUCGCCAGCUACGGGACAGGAUGGAAGAGGGAUGUGGAGAGACCAUCUAUGUGGUUGGGAUGGGCUCAGAUGGCGGUGACUGGGGUCUGGAUGAGAAGGACAUGGAGGCCUCAGCAGCCACGGUGCGCUCUAUGUGUGAGCAAGUGGACGCUGACCUUAUAACACUCCGAGAGCGUAAUGAGGCUGCCGGUUUGGUCCGCGACUAUCUGAUCCGCCGGCGUGUGGGUGAGCUGGACUUCCUGGAGGUCAGGGUUGCGGUUGUGGGUAACGUGGAUGCUGGUAAAAGUACUCUGCUGGGCGUGUUGACGCACGGAGAGCUGGACAACGGCAGGGGCUUUGCCCGCCAGAAGCUCUUCAGACACAAACACGAGAUGGAGAGUGGCAGGACCAGCAGCGUGGGCAACGACAUCCUGGGGUUUGACCAGGAGGGACAGGUGGUGAACAAACCAGACAGUCACGGAGGAAGCCUGGACUGGACCAAAAUCUGUGAGAAGUCCUCCAAGGUCAUUACCUUCAUAGACCUGGCUGGCCAUGAGAAAUACCUCAAGACCACGGUGUUUGGGAUGACCGGACACCUGCCUGACUUCUGCAUGCUCAUGGUGGGCAGUAAUGCAGGUAUCGUAGGGAUGACCAAAGAGCACCUGGGCCUGGCCUUAGCCCUGAAUGUGCCUGUGUUUGUGGUGGUAACCAAGAUAGACAUGUGUCCAGCCAACAUCCUGCAAGAGACCCUGAAACUACUCCAGAGGUUACUGAAGUCCCCCGGCUGUAGGAAGAUCCCCGUACUGGUCCAGAACACAGACGACGUCAUCGUCACGGCUUCAAACUUCAGUUCGGAGAGGAUGUGUCCCAUCUUUCAGAUCUCCAAUGUAAGCGGAGAGAACAUGGAACUGCUCAAGAUGUUUCUCAACCUGCUCUCCUCCAGGACCUCGUACCGGGACGACCAGCCUGCUGAGUUUCAGAUAGACGACACCUACUCCGUACCGGGAGUGGGAACAGUGGUAUCGGGGACUACUUUACGUGGACUCAUACGUCUGAAUGAUACGAUGCUACUAGGGCCGGACCCGUUGGGCAGCUUCAUCCCCAUCGCCGUCAAAUCAAUCCACCGCAAGAGAAUGCCCGUGAAGGAGGUCCGAGGAGGUCAGACCGCCUCAUUUGCUCUCAAAAAGAUCAAGCGUUCGUCCAUAAGGAAAGGAAUGGUGAUGGUUUCCCCGAGGCUGUGCCCACAGGCUACCUGGGAGUUUGAGGCUGAGAUCCUGGUACUGCAUCACCCCACUACGAUAUCCCCCAGAUACCAGGCCAUGGUCCACUGCGGCAGCAUAAGGCAGACAGCCACCAUCCUGUCCAUGAACAGAGACUGCUUACGGACAGGGGACAAGGCUUCAGUCCACUUCCGCUUCAUCAAAACCCCCGAGUACCUGCACUGCGACCAGAGGCUGGUGUUCAGGGAGGGACGCACCAAGGCUGUGGGAACCAUCACCAAGCUGUUGCAAUCCACCAAUAAUUUACCAUCAAAUUCCAAACCUCCACAAAUCAAAAUGCAGUCCACAAAGAAGGCACCGCUGAGAAAAGAGGACGGCAGCGCGGCAGCCAGCGACGAUGCAGCCUCGAUAGCACAGUCGGGGGGGCCGAACGCAACACAACCGGGAGAGGGAGAUGAAGACCCUCAGAUAAAGGAGGGCAACAAAGAGAACAAGCCAAAGUCUGGAGGAGGUGGAAGGAGACGAGGCGGCCAGAGGCACAAAGGAAAAGGCCAGAACAGCAGCAGCAGCAACCCCACAGCAGCUCCCUCCUCGUCAGGAACAGGAGGCUCCUGAACCUCCUCUCCUCUCAUAAAACCUCCCUCUCUGCUAUCACUCCACCAAGUGUCUUCAUUCCACAAACCAUGAAGGAUACAGAUGUUUGGAGCCAAGACACUCCUCAGUCUUCUCACUCCUUGCCUUCUUACACUUUUAUUAUUUAAAAAGGGAACACAAAGAGGUACAGUACAUCCCCAAACCAAAACACACCCUCAUGAAGCAUUUGAACGUCAGCUGCCUUUUACUAUUUAUAGAGUGGUUUGGGGUGAUGGAAAGCAGUGAGUUUUUUUUUGAGGUUAGCCUCACUCAGGAUGAUGAUUUAUUUAAUUUUAUCCAUAUUUUAUGUGUCUAUGAAAUCUACCAUUCAGUCCUGUCAGCGGCAGGGAGGGCGGCUAAACCGAAAACAAGGGUCCAGCACCAAUACGAGCAGCUAUACGUUAAACCCCCACCCCUCCAUGCAUUCCCUGUGUAUUUGCAAUGAAAAACAAUUCAUGUACUAUUUAUACUGUAAAUUAGCUGUUAGUUGUGCUCCGAUUGGAAAGAUGCCAUUGUACAAAAAAACAUGUAUGCAAAUCAUAAAUGAAUGUAGCAGAGGGCACCGUAGUGAUUUUAAAAACUCUACAUAUAUGGAACAUAAUAUAUAAGCUGUUUGCGUUUUUAUAGUUGUCACUUAUUUAUUUGGCAUACAUGCAGAAAGGUUCACUCUUUUGAUGGUCUUUCAACCUGCUGUCACUUUGCACACAUUCAGUAGUGUCUGCCAUGCUUCCACUGUCAGUCAGCCACGUUACAAACCUUAUACAAACAGAUACAGCACAUCAUCUCCCAUAGUUGCUCAUGAUUAUUAAAGGACAUGCAGUACUCAGCAGUGCUACUUGUAACUCUAGUACCCCCCCCAUGCGUUAUGGAUGGCCUGUUUGCUGUUGACAUGUUGUGACAUUUUAAAAAAAACGAGUUUGACGCUAAAAAAACAAACUGAGCAUUAAUAAACCGGCUUUACUCAAC
Sebastes umbrosus (honeycomb rockfish) is the source of this 3316-nucleotide messenger RNA. It is a transcript of the gene gtpbp1, whose product is annotated as GTP binding protein 1. Gene Ontology annotation, biological process: translational elongation. Gene Ontology annotation, molecular function: GTP binding; translation elongation factor activity; GTPase activity. The record is from RefSeq and is a predicted model, not a curated record. The coding region runs from base 233 to 2332 and encodes 699 amino acids. The transcript is spliced from 14 exons. Lineage: Eukaryota; Metazoa; Chordata; Actinopteri; Perciformes; Sebastidae.